Molecule: messenger RNA, 2806 nt
Organism: Stylophora pistillata
Lineage: Eukaryota; Metazoa; Cnidaria; Anthozoa; Scleractinia; Pocilloporidae
Product: 45 kDa calcium-binding protein
Biological process (GO): calcium-ion regulated exocytosis
Cellular component (GO): endoplasmic reticulum
Molecular function (GO): calcium ion binding
Source: RefSeq, a predicted model, not a curated record
CGUCCCAAGAUGGCGGUCGUGAGAGGCUUUGUUGUCUCAAUCCUGGUGUUGCUGCCAGCUUGUUUUGGCAAGCCGUUUAACACAAGCAGAACCCUCGACCCUGAAAAAACAAAUGAGCGAAAGAAGGAGAAAAUGUUUCUAGAAGAUCACUUAAAAGCCGUGAAACUCGAACGAGAUGGCCAUGUUAACAAGGAUUACCACCACGAAGUUUUCCUCGGGAAAAUGGUAGAGAAUGGCACUUUGUUGUUCGACAACAUGGAUGGUUACAGGCGGCUUAUCGAUCUAUUCCAUCAGGUGGACAAGGACGGGGAUCAUUUGAUCAGCAGGCCUGAAAUGAUCGCCUGGAUUCACGGGAAAAUCAAAGAGCACGUCCAAGAAGCUCGCGAAAACAAUAGGCGAAAGUUUAAGGAGGCAGACACAAACGGCGACGGCUUUGUUGCAUGGAAUGAAUUUCAAGAGAAGCUAAAAGAAACUAAUGCCACUCGUAAGGUCGAGGUUGAAAAAGAAUUAGUAGAUGAUGUUGGUGAUAAUCAGGACCCUAUAGCUGAGUACCAUGACAAGUUCAAAAGAGGGGACUUGAACAUGGAUGAAAAGCUGGAUGAAACAGAGUUCCUUUACUUUGAACACCCUGAACACAAUCCACAGAGUAUAAAAGAUUUGGUAGAGGACAUGGUACAAAAUUUUGACAAAAACCAAGAUAAGGUUUUGACUAAAGAGGAAUUUGCUCAACUGCCGCCAGGAGAAGUGGAUACGCAGCAAGAUGCAGACCUUGAUGAAGAGUAUCGUAAGGAACGCGAAACUGAAUUCACUGCAAUGGAUGAAGACGGGGACGGUGUAGUUACUGUCGAUGAACUCACUAAAUACCUUGAUCCCACUCACAAACAGCGUGCCAUCAAUGAAGGGAAUUAUUUAGUGUCAAUGGCGGACAGAGAUCGCGACGAUCAGCUGUCAGAGAAGGAAAUGCUCAUGAAUUACCAGCUAUUCACAGGGAGUACGAUGGCUAAUUAUGCUGGCUAUUUACACGACGAGUUCUGAUAGGCUUCCUUUUGAUUCUUUGCCUGUUUUGUAACGGGCCUAAGAAGCUAAACCACAGGGCGAGAAAAAACUCGCAUCCUUAGAUGGACGGAAAAAGAACAGACUUCAAUUUUUUAAAUUUUAUAGAUCUAUUUACUAUAUAUUGGGGAAAGAAAUCAUUUUAUUAGAGAUGAAGCAAAUAAGUGGUUUUCUCAUUGGAAAUUUACACGAUGACCUCGAUUGAGUUUAACAACCUCAAUUCUUUAUGCGUUUGCUUUUAUUUUCUCUUUUACUUUCUCUAUUUAUUUUUUUGUUCGUUUUGCAUAACAUUGUUAUAAAGAGCUUAAAGGAAUUUCCAAAUUAGGACAAGAAAGCAAUUGCAAAAUAAUUCAGGUAGUUGUUGUCAAAUGACGUCAUCGAGGAGGUGACCCAUUCACCCUUAUUCCCAGGUUUCUCGUCCUUUCUUGUAGAAGUAAGGAAGAGGACCCUGGGACGAGGUUGAUUACGUAUUAAGACUAGUUUUCGCUAACGUCGGAGUCGAAGACGGAGUCCUUAUCAGAAACUCAGAGACGUUUGAUCCGGUCAAAAUCAAAUUGACAGAAUUAGAAGCAGAAUAAAUGUGGUUACGUCGCUUGUCAUCUUGUUGGAGUCGUAAGCCAUCAGAUGGCCUGAGAACUAGCAUUGUGAUUGUUUAAAUUUUUCUGGUUCUGCUUGCAAAUUCAACAAUCUAGUUUUCUUUGGAUCGUAAGCAUAGGAGUUAAAGCGAAUACGGAAGUGAAUGGAACCAGUCGAUUCUUCCGACUUCGAUUUCAUCAAGGUCAUGACUACGCUUAAGACUCCGAUUUUGGUAUGGGGUUCGGUAUACGGGUUACAGGAUCUGGGAAACGGGAUUCAAGAUGACGGAAGUAAUCGUAAGUUCUAUUCCAACGAUUCCGCCGCGAUUGAAAGCCAGUCUUCUGUUAUCGUUUAGGAGCUGACCAAUUACUGUUUUUGGACAAACUCUGAGGUGUGAUAUUUAACGCGGAACGCGUCAUACACUUCCUGUGCAGCUUUCUAGCUGGCAAAGUGUUUUUCAAGUACCGUUUUUUUUUCUUUCUUUCUUUUUUUCGCCGCGAUUGAAAGCCAGUCUUCUGUUAUCGUUUAGGAGCUGACCAAUUACUGUUUUUGGACAAAUUCUGAGGUGUGAUAUUUAACGCGGAACGCGUCAUACACUUCCUUUGCAGCUUUCUAGCUGGCAACGUGUUUUUCAAGUACCGUUUUUUUUUUUCUUUCUUUCUUUUUUUUUUUUUCAAUUUUCAAUGUUUUGUAACUUAACCCUUUACACCUUGUCAUCAGUAUGCAAGUUCUCCAAGCCGUUCCCCGAACAUUUCCUCUGUUACUUACAAGAAGAAUUUGUCCGACAAUCAAGAACUUCUUGAGUUCGCAAUCGUUUCCUUUAUUCUCAUUCCUGUUGUGGGAAAUUAGAUGCUCAUCAUAUCUUAAAGGUUAAAAUGGUUAACACAAGUUAUGGGAAAGGUCGUUUAAUUCUUGGGAAAGGUGUGGGGAGAGAUGUCGUUGAUCAGUUUCCCGUUGGGUGUUGAGCCUAUGGUGUUUGGUGAAACAGGUAGACCCCUGGGUCACCAUACCGUAGGAGGGGAAGAUAAAGGUCUCUGUGCUUGGUUAAGGUAAAGGAUCGAAAAACCCUGGGUGCAGUGAGACAACACAUGACGCAAUAAUUCAAUUUUAAGGAAGUUGAGAUAUAAUAUAAAGAGCUAAUAUACAUUCAGAGAUUUUUAAAGUCAUUUGCCUUGAA